AUGCGCCAGCCACGCCACACCGCGCCGCUGCUGCCACUGCUGCUGCCGUGGCUCAUGAUGGUGGUGUGUUGCGUUGGUGUUUGCGUUGCCGCCGAUCGUGCAGUGAAGCACUGCUGUGGGUUUGACGCGAUGAUGAAGAAAUACGGCCGGCUGCCAACUGCGGUGGUGCGUGAGGUGCCGCGCCGGGGACAGGGCGCCGUGCAGGCGCACACCGCCGCCAGCGAGGAUGAGGACGAUGGCUGGGCUCCGAUCCGCAUCAGGGUGUCCGCGGAGGACAUGCACAAUCCGUUGAGGCACUGCACUGCGGCGGGGGAUCUGCGCAUUGACCACGAUGGCCGCGCAAUAACAUGCGAGGCGGAUGACGUGUUGACGGAGGAGAGGAGGAGCAUUGUUUUGAGGCAAACUCUCCCCGCCGCAAUUCAACUGCACGCGGAGCGUCUCUCCGUGAGGCCCGUGACGCGCCCCGUCCUCAUUCCUCGAACCGGUCUGGGGAUGUGCAAUAACUUCACCAUCCCACACAAGCACCACACGAUGGGUGUGGUUUGCGCCGACAUGAUUAUCUACGCGAACGGUUUUCCGACUUCUGGUCCAAGCGCAUGGGCGGUACCGUGCUUCAUGCUGGAUGAUGGCCGUCCAUUUGCUGCUGCCGUGAACUUUGACCCGAGGCAAGUAGCGGCAACAUAUGAAGACGUGCGUGUGGCGGCCCACGAGUUGGGUCAUGCUCUUGGGUUUGCAAAAGCGCAGUUUUUGAUGUUAAAUAUGAUUUCCGAGGUCCCGAACGUGCGUGGGAGGCUCGAGGUAUCUGUGAUUUCAACGCCGAAGACGAAGGCAAUGGCGCGUCAGCACCACAGCUGCCCCACGCUUGAGGGCAUUGAGCUGGAGGAAUAG
This is a messenger RNA of Trypanosoma cruzi, 888 nucleotides long. Its product is annotated as surface protease GP63, putative. Bases 1 to 888 code for a protein of 295 amino acids. Gene Ontology annotation, biological process: proteolysis; cell adhesion. Lineage: Eukaryota; Euglenozoa; Kinetoplastea; Trypanosomatida; Trypanosomatidae. The transcript has a single exon. Gene Ontology annotation, molecular function: metalloendopeptidase activity. Gene Ontology annotation, cellular component: cytoplasm; membrane. The record is from RefSeq and is a predicted model, not a curated record.